Molecule: messenger RNA, 2601 nt
Organism: Phragmites australis (common reed)
Lineage: Eukaryota; Viridiplantae; Streptophyta; Magnoliopsida; Poales; Poaceae
Exons: 5
Coding region: 315-2192 (625 amino acids)
Source: RefSeq, a predicted model, not a curated record
CGGGGGCAAGCGAGUCCACUGUGUCCGUCCGCGGCCACCUGAAAAGGCGGGUGCGGAGCGCCAGGCAACCGCUGCCGCGCAGCGGAUGUGCCGCCACCGAACGCGCCCCGCCUCCCCGCGCGCGCUCCCCGGCUUCCCUUCCGCGUCCGGCCCGCCCGCGAAUCCAGCCCUUCCCUUCCUCCUCGCGGGUGCGGCGCUCCCUCCCUCAAAUACGUCCCCCGCUGGCCAGGGAUCACGAUCCUGUCGCUAUCGGCCUGGCCGCGCGUGCCCGUGGAGCGUGAAGGGCUGUCGAGUUGACUUGGACGCGGUCGUGGAUGGGCGGGCCGAGCGCGGGAGGCCGGCGGGUGUGGGCGCGGCGGUCGUGCCGGACGGGGGGAGGAGGAGGCGGGGUCGUGAGGCGGACGGUCGCUGUGCCGGAAUCAGCGAUCGGGGCGAGCACGGCCUGGCGGCGAAAGGAAGGGUUUGCUCAUGUGGACAAACAACGACGUGUUCAUGGAGUACUAUUGGAUUUCAGGUGUUGCACUGGAUCCACAAGACAAGAAGAUAAUCUUUUGUGGGAUGUUGUUGGGGAAUUUAAGCAUAAGAGCUCCCACAGAAGUUCUAUAAGAUGUCUCCCAGAUGCACAGAGAAAUGUAACAGAAAUCAGCCAUAUGCAGUCUUCAGUGAUUGUGGAAAUAAAUGGGUGUGAUGCGCCAAGUGGAGUCCUAGCAGAUUCUCAGAAAAUUUCUAUUCCAUGGACAAGAGAGAAUAAAAUCUCCACCAAUAAUGAUUUGUGUCAUGCAAGCAGCACUGAUUCAGGAUUGCCCAUUCGGCCUAAAUAUCAUCUCUUCAAUUCCAGCAACAACGUGAAGAAUCCUCCAGCUGUAAAGAGCUGUAGUAAUAUGAAUCGUUUCAGUUAUCAACUGGUCAAAAGAGCUGAAAGAUCAGCUUCUACAAAGAUGGGUUCAACAAGUCCAAAUUGUUCCCUUUCUGAGAAAAUGUCCUUGCUACAUCAACCACGGAAUGGUGGCAAUCAUCAGAAUCAAAACCGCAUUAGUGCUUUGAAUCGAAGACAUAAAAUUGUGAAUCCUAGAGAAGCAAUCAACCUGCUAAGUAUAGAGAGGGUUCAUGACCAGCCUGAUUCCUCACUGGGAAGACAUUCACAGGCUAUGUUCGAUAAUGCAUUAGUUCGACAAAAUCAACUGUGCUGUUCAGAACAACUCAAUCAAAAAACACCUGAACAAUUAUGGAGCUCUGUAUCCAGUGAAUGUGAGAAGGCCGUAUGCUUUUCCUCAGGUGACAGUGUUGAUGAUUUGCAAGUAUCGUCUUCAAGUGACACUAGUGAUAAUUCUAACUUAUCAUCUCUGGGAUUUGCUAAUGAUCAAUGGAAGAUGACUUUCAAGAAGAUAUACUGCCCUCUUGCUGCACGCCUAGAUUCUGCGCCUGUCAUUUACCACAAAGAGAUAGGUCAGCCUAGUCCAGUAUCUGUUCUUGAACCUCCAUCUGAAGAUUGCUCCAAUUCUGAAAACAUCAAGCGAGAGUCAGCAGAUCCGUAUGAUUUCCAACUGGGACUUGAGCUUGUCAAAUUUCCACCCAUGGAGACUGCCGCAGAGUUCAGUAGUACUGGUGGAACUUGUGACCACUUAUCCUCUGAGAUGGAGUCAAGUAACGAUGAACCUAUACAACUGGUUGACGAUAUUCUUGAAGAAUUUGAAGAUGAAGAGGAGAGAGACUUUUCUUACUUGCUGGAUAUACUAAUUGCUUCUGGCAUUCACGGCACUGCAGAAGAUCAGUUGUACAGGGUGUGUCAGUCUCUCGACCACCCUGCAGGUUAUGAUGUAUUUGAGAAGCUUGAAAAGAAGUAUGCCAAAGUUGUUCGAUGGUCAAAAUCAGAUAGGAAGCUUUUAUUCGAUAUCGUGAACACCAUAUUGUCUCAGAUCCUUGCUCCAUGCUUAGACAUGCAACCUUGGGUAAAUAUUGCUAGGAACUUGGCUCCCAUAUGGGGUUCAGAGGGUCUCUUGGAAAAAGUCUUGCAGGUUUUAGGUCAGAGACGGGAAGAACUUGCACUGUGUAAACCUAAGCCUGAGAAGAAAUCAUUUGAUCAGAAGUGGCCAGAUUUAGCAGAUUGCAUUGAUAGGGCAGGAAGGGAUAUUGAGAAAAUGAUAAAAGAUGAUCUUUUGGAAGAGCUGUUUCUGGAGCUGCUGUUCAGUUAGGUUUCCACAGCCCUAGUAGGUUUUUUACAUUGUUGCGGUUCAGGUCAUUUGUUUCUGUGUUGGUUAGUUUUAGUAGUCAGUUGCAAUUAUUCUUGGUCCUUAAGAUCAAUGUUCCUUUUUGUCAAAGCAGUGGUUGACAGGUUUUUUGGUCUAGUCGCCGUGCUUCCGGUGGUGAUAGGAAAGUUGUGAAUUCUAUUGGAUUAGGUGAUAUGUGUAGUAAAAUUCUUUUUUACCACGAAAAAAGUACAUGUCAAAACGGAAUCUGUAAGAAUGGGAGUCUUUUCCUUUUGUCGAAUGUUGUCAGCAUUGAGAUUUGAGAGUUUAAGUCUGUAAAUGAGGGCAAAUUGUAGUCCCGGACAUAUGUAUUGUUUUUGAAAGGAAGAAUAAGUAGACAUGUUCUUUUGGACAA